GUCUCUCUCUUUAUUCCUCCCUCACUUCCGGCCUUCCCCUUUUCCUCCGGUCGACGCGAGGGAGCGGGAGGUUGGCCUCUAGGCAGGGUGGCGGGCGAAGAUGUUGGACAUACAGAAGCGGCGCGUGCGGCUGCUGCUCUUCAUCACGGCCGUCCUCGCGCUCAGCAUCACCGCUGAGAAGUUCAGGGAACUUGUUGGAAAGGAGGCUGCAUCAAAGAGUGGUCAAUUCACAUUCAUGAACUGCUUUGACAUGGGCUCUGGCAGCCUUGCGUGCACUGCAAAGGAGGGUGUCAAGUUGUACGUCAACAACAUCCGAAGUGCACACUUGGAAAUGGUGCGGCAACGAGCCAUGGAGAAAGCUUUAGCUGAUGCUGUGACGGAAGGCCUAACACCUAGUGAAGCAGCCAAACAAGCUCAGAAGAUUAGUGCAAAAGCGACUAAACUUGCUGCUCGUCAAGCCAAAAGGAUAUUGGGACCAAUAAUUUCUUGUGGUUGGGACUUCUUCGAAGCAAUGUACUUUGGUGGAAGCAUGACGGAAGGUUUUCUCCGGGGCACUGGCACCUUGUUUGGAACUUAUAUGGGUGGUUUCCAUGGUGAGGAGCGCUUUGGGAAGCUGGGAUAUCUUGCAGGAAGCCAUCUAGGAAGCUGGGGUGGAGGAAGAAUUGGAUUGAUGAUUUAUGAUAUCAUAAGCGGCCUGAAAUUUAUGUUCCAGUCUAUCCAACCUGAGUAUGAAUCAUCUUCAUAUGCUGAAGAUGGUCCAGAAUACGCAGAAAGUUACACAAACCAAGAGGACUCAACAUACUAUGAAACAUCAGAGGAAAAGCAGGAAGAAUCAAAAUGGUUUGGUUUGUUCUGAAACUGCGAACCGAAUUGUUCUGUCUUGUACUUAGGGGCGAAGCUAGGUAGUAGCUGGAGUGUUGCACCCCCUGAAAAUGUGAAAACAGUGCUUUCCACUGAAAUUUCACCAUAUAUGUAUCCACAAGGCAAGUGUACUCACUAAUUUGCUCUAGCUUCGCCACAGUUAUACUGGAGCAGGGGAACAGUUAGCUGUUUUAUUAUACCUUUCUGAAUGUUUAGCUUCAUUUUGUAUGCUUACAUAGGUUAGGUAUGAUUCUUCUCUGUAAUUCUUGUUUUGGCUACUGUGUACAUAAAACAUAUGGAUCAACUCUGGAGAUUGGGCAGGCAGAAUGCACCAUAAAUAACAGCAACAGUGAACACUUACGGAAA
Zea mays is the source of this 1227-nucleotide messenger RNA. RefSeq lists its product as uncharacterized. Lineage: Eukaryota; Viridiplantae; Streptophyta; Magnoliopsida; Poales; Poaceae. The coding region runs from base 101 to 856 and encodes 251 amino acids. The transcript has 2 exons. The record is from RefSeq and is marked validated.